Messenger RNA from Spathaspora passalidarum NRRL Y-27907, 690 nucleotides. RefSeq lists its product as uncharacterized. Lineage: Eukaryota; Fungi; Ascomycota; Pichiomycetes; Serinales; Debaryomycetaceae. The coding region runs from base 1 to 690 and encodes 229 amino acids. The record is from RefSeq and is a predicted model, not a curated record. Gene Ontology annotation, molecular function: nucleic acid binding; zinc ion binding. The transcript has a single exon.
AUGAGUACUGUUACUUCACCUGAGACUCCUGUUGCUGCUGCUGCUGCUGGUGGUGGUUUCCCCACCCAACUGAUGAGGGAAGAGGAAGCAUUAAAUCGGGCCAAUCAUCUUGAUAGUGAUACCUUGGAAGGUUCAUGUCAAAACUUUGCUAAACAACCCAAGAACGACUUGUUGGGUCCCAUAUUAGUAUUCAAAUUGGCUACAAAAUUACUCGAGCUUAGACAAACCCUGUCCGUUGCUAAGUAUGCUUCUGAAUUUACUGGUUAUAGUUCAUAUCUCCUGGAUGGAUUUUUUUCUGAUACGGUGUUAAAAAAUUCAUUCUAUAGAGGAUUAAAGGUGUAUGUCAGAUGUUUGGUUUUCAGUGAGGUGUUUGACCCAGAUUGUAGUCUUCAUCAAUUGAUUACUAAAUCCCUAUUAGUUGAUUAUGCUAUUUUCGAUGAUCGCUCUUUUGAUGAUAAUUUUUGCGGUAUGCUGAGUAGAACUCAAUGGUCCUCCGAACCUGUUGCCAUGGAAAUUGACACUAUUUCUGUUGGAAGGUUAUCCAAGGCGGAGAGAGAUUUUUUGAGAAACAACAAUGGUUGUUUCCGUUGUACGAAGUUGGGCCAUAAACGUUAUGAUUGUCCAUUGGAGAACAAGCAUAUUGGUGGUUCUGCAACCCAUAGAAGACGUGCUAAUCAAAAGAAAAACUAA